Hylaeus volcanicus is the source of this 10123-nucleotide messenger RNA. Its product is annotated as serine/threonine-protein kinase MARK2-like. Gene Ontology annotation, biological process: intracellular signal transduction; protein phosphorylation; microtubule cytoskeleton organization. The coding region runs from base 805 to 3732 and encodes 975 amino acids. Lineage: Eukaryota; Metazoa; Arthropoda; Insecta; Hymenoptera; Colletidae. The transcript has 15 exons. The record is from RefSeq and is a predicted model, not a curated record. Gene Ontology annotation, cellular component: cytoplasm. Gene Ontology annotation, molecular function: ATP binding; protein serine/threonine kinase activity; tau-protein kinase activity.
GGCCCGUGAGUCACGAACAUGGCUUUCGUUCGUAGUUGAUCGCGGUUGAUCGCAGUCGGGUGGCACCGGUCUCUCGAGCGGAUUUCCCCCCGAAAAAAGCGUCGUUCGACACGGCCCUGGCACGCUGCGACGCGGCGCUCACCGUCGACCGGAUGCGAUCUCGGCGAGAUCGGACCGCGCAGACGGCACGACGCAGGAAUCGUUUCAGUGGCGGAGCGCGCGUGCUCGCACGCGAACCAGUUCCUCGUGCUAGAACCAGCGUGAAACGCGACACCGUGUCGAACGAUACCCGCCGUGCUCUUUCCCUCGUUAGUCACGCGUUUUACGUCGGUGUAACGCGCGUUCGAAACAGUGUUACAACAGUGAAGUGCGAGUGCUCCGGGAUUGGACCGACGGGAAACGAACGACGUCGCCACCGUCGGCACGCUGCGCCAGUGGUUCUUAACCUACACCUCGUUGUUUCGCGGUGUGUCUUCGAGCAGAAUGAUUCUCGGCGCAACCCUUGUCGAAGGCAUACAGUAUAUGCGAGUGUUAGGGUGUCCUAGUGCGUUUUGGAAGCUUCGUUUGUCGAAGGAAUCGGUGCUUGGCUAAGAUUCGCUGUAACGUUUGUGACACUGAUGUUUGGGACCACAGAAACCGAGCCAGCCCCGACGACCUAGACCGAUGAAUCCAUGUUGAGGAGUCGCCUGCUGCCCAGAGAACGUUUUACCAAAAAUCGACGACGUGGUUGACCAUUGUCGAAGCAUAGAGAGUCCUCUUUCGCGCGGCGAGAGCGUGUGCACGACGGGAAAGUGUCUCUCGGUCAUGGAGGAUCGGGAGAGUCCGUUCUCUCGGAGCCAGCCGAGCAGAGGCUCGAUUCGAUCGCAAUUCGGUCGAAAGAGCUUCGCGACGGAGGGCCAGCGCCAGGUUACGCCUCGACAGACCAAAGAAGCGAGUCCUAGAUCGACGACAAGGUUCAAGCCGGCUCAGACCGCGCUGGAGAACCUGAAGCAGUGGGAGUUGGUGGAAGGCGAUCGCGGCCUACGCGUGGUGGAGAAAAAAGGCUCCGUCAGUCCCCGAUCCAGCAUCGUGGAACAGUCCUCGAGUCCCAAAAGCCUAGGACCGCCCACGACUCCCAAGAAGACGGCGCCAGCGAACUUCCGCAUCGACCCCAGCCUACAGGAGAAGCUGAAGGCGUUCAAGGACUCGAAGAUCAUCCAGCCGAUCGCGAUGGAUCCCGGAGACACCGGCGUCCCGGUCAGCCUCGAUCUGAUACUGAACCAACAGAAAGCCUCCGCCGUCGAGAGCACGGACAUGCUUCAAAGAUUGGAGCUCCAGGUCAAGGCCAUCGAAAUGGGCACGCUCGCGGCCAGAACCACGCGCCCGCUGGAAGUCAGCUCGGAUUUCGAGCCGGAAGUCCAGCUCCGAUACAGAGAGCACGAGGAUCUGCUUCGUAACGUGACGGACGACGAGGCCGAGGGGUCCUCCCCGUUGCAACGAGGAGAGGCGACGAGGAACUCGACCGGAAACACGGGGAUCACGACGAAGAAGCCCGCGACGAAACUGUCGAGGACCGCCUCGGACACGAGGCGAGGUCAGGUACUGCACAACAGAGUGCAGCAGCUGCACGAGCUCGGCCGACACCUAAACAAUGCCAGGGGGACGUCGAAGGUUGGGCACAAGGCUGGUCAGAAAGAGAAGGAGACAGGGGAUGGCGUGGGAGUGUCGAGUAGCGGUGGUCGGCUCUCCUCGAGGAGUCGGACAUCGGAGGAGCCUCACAUCGGCAAGUACAAAUUACUCAAAACGAUCGGCAAGGGCAACUUCGCCAAGGUAAAACUUGCCAAGCAUGUGCCCACCGGGAAGGAAGUGGCUAUCAAAAUUAUCGACAAGACUCAACUGAAUCAAAAUAGCCUUCAAAAGUUGUUCCGGGAAGUGAGGAUAAUGAAGAUGCUCGACCAUCCGAACAUAGUGAAGCUUUUCCAAGUGAUCGAGACUGAAAAGACACUGUACCUGGUAAUGGAGUACGCAAGUGGCGGCGAGGUGUUCGACUACCUGGUCCUGCACGGUCGUAUGAAGGAGAAGGAAGCCCGCGCGAAAUUCAGGCAGAUCGUGUCUGCCGUGCAAUACUGCCAUCAAAAGAAGAUCAUCCACAGGGACUUGAAGGCGGAGAACCUGCUCCUCGAUAGCGAGAUGAACAUCAAGAUCGCCGACUUCGGUUUCAGCAACGAGUUCACGCCAGGCAGCAAGCUGGACACCUUCUGCGGAUCGCCGCCCUACGCGGCGCCCGAACUCUUUCAGGGUAAAAAGUACGACGGACCCGAGGUAGACGUCUGGUCGUUGGGGGUAAUAUUGUAUACUUUAGUGUCCGGCUCACUGCCUUUCGACGGUUCGACGUUAAGGGAAUUGAGGGAGAGGGUGUUGAGGGGAAAAUACCGAAUUCCGUUUUACAUGUCCACCGAUUGCGAGAACCUCUUGAAGAAGUUUUUGGUGCUCAACCCGACGAAACGGGCCUCAUUAGAGGUACGUGGAGACAAGACUAUAAUGAAAGACAAAUGGAUGAACAUGGGAUACGACGACGACGAACUAAAACCGUACUUAGAACCCGAGCCUGAUUAUAAAGACCACAAGAGGAUAGGUGAGUCUGCCAAGGCCCUGGCUAGUAUGGGGUACACGAGAAGCGAUAUAGAAGAUUCCUUAGAACAAGCCAAGUACGAUGACGUGUUUGCCACGUACUUACUACUAGGAAGAAAGACCACCGAUCCUGAGUCGGACGGUUCGCGGUCAGGCAGUUCAUUGUCAUUGCGCAACAUUCCGCCGCAAGCUGGUUCAGGUGGAGGUGGAGGAGGAGGAAGCGGAGGAGGCACGGGUGGCGCCGUGCAGAGUCCAUCGCACAGAGGUGUUCACAGAAGUAUUUCCGCUAGCAAUCCAAAACCCAAUAGGCGGGUUUCCUCUGUUAUCGAUUCGUUUCGGGGAGCACCGAGUCCAGGAAACGCGACGAAUCAUAAUCACGCGACUGCAGCGACUGGUGGAACUGUGACUGGAAGCGGUGGUAGUAAUUUAAAACGACAGAAUACCGCAGACACAGCUACGAUCAAGGAGAACAGUACUCGUGUGUCCGCGAGCCGUCCAUCGGCUCCGAAAAACAGUCCAGGGCAAUUAGACACUAUGACAAUGUUCAUUCUAGGCGUGGGUACAAGUCCCGGUGGUAGGGCAUGGGCAGGCAAGAGCAACACGAUGAAUACAGGGGUAGGUGGUGGUAGGCCACUCACCUCACCUGCCCCUGGUUCUGUUGGUCGGCGUAGUACCAUCUCCUAUGAUCAAGCGAAAACGUCCUCCUCGUCUACCGAAAGAACCAACGAUCCACCCAGCCUGGGCGAGGGCACUAGACCAACGCGGGGUCACACCAAGUCUGCGAGCAUCAGCGCAGGUCACCGUUCCUCGAGUGGCGUACCCCCCAGCGACCAUUCACUACUGGACCCACAACCACGCAACGCCCACAACUCCUUACUCGCCACUGCUGACCCUCUUAGACAGAGCUUGGGUGUAUCUCCAAGUAAUAGACUGGCAACACCUACAACACCAGCAUUUCCUCGAAAUGUUCCAAGUCGUAGCACGUUCCACUCUGGCCAAAAUAGAGCGCAACGAAAUCAUACUCAGGGUCACACUCACACACAGGACACGAAUGCAAUUAGCCCGCUAGCGAGACCGUCCUUUUUCUCAAAAUUAUCCUCGAGGUUCUCCAAACGGACGUGAACCGAUUAAAACUUGGCUUCGCUCGGGUUCCGACAAGCAAACGGCCAUAGAGACGCGCGAAACUUAACAUGCGACCAAAUGUAUGCUGCCGGGACCUAAUGCGCUCCCCAACACGCACGCCUAAUCGCAUUUGUCGAAGGAAUCGCGCGUCGAAAAUGUCCGCCCCCCGACGCUCAACCGGAUCGUUCGCGGGACGUGCGUUUGGAGACGAGAAAAAAGAUAAGAGAAACGACCUUUGGCUCCGUUAUUCUGUGGCGUGUCGCCGAGGUGUAAGGUCCGAUAAUACCGUUGUUGGUUUCGCGAACGAACGAAAUUAUAUCCCAACGACGUACGUGCAUCCCUACAGUGACACGAAGGCGCUGAAAAGAGGUGAUUUAGAUAGAGCAGAGGAGUCACAGGACUCGUAGAAGCUUCUGUAAGAGGAAGAAAGAGACGUUACUCUGUUUCUAAGUUUGCGUGUCCAGAAUCUUAAGACUUGAUGGGAGAGGUUGUAGGAAUCAAGGGGCAUUUGAUGCUGACCAAAGAGUUUAUUGGGGUGGCACUUCUCCUCAAUUCGUAUGUUCUCCUACCAAUGUUUCUUAAUGUAUCUGUGCAUCCAUCGUUAGGGUACAAACGUGCACUCGAUCUUUCUUCUCUUGCUAUUCGCGUUACGCUCGGCUAUCCUACUCUAUUUUUGUAAUCUCUUUGGUCAGAGGUCAAAGGACACGCGCAGCGAGAUCUUCCUGCGAUUUACGAACGCCAGAGGUGGGCAGAAUUCCCAUCUAGAUAUAUAAUUUCACAUGAACAUUUGAUCUGUGAUUCGUUCAGUAUAUAUACUGAAUCGCGGAAUUAAUUUAUUAGCCCCUUUGCACUGAGAAUUGUUUCAACACGAAUUCUUUUCGUCGAUUGGAGUCUCUCGAGUCCACGAAGGUACCCAAGAUUCCCCAACGGUACACGAACAACUUCAUGGUUCACAUCGAAUGAAUACAAGGUCCUAUGCUCAUUUGUGCAGCGUUUAGGCAUGUCGUUUACCUAUUCGAAUAAAAUUUUGCCCAUCUCUGUCUCGGAAUAUUCGGACGAUUCCGAACAGGUCUGUCUCUCUUAAUCGUGCGAUCGCAACGAUUCGAGAAUACGAAUGUCUUCCUGACGAUGCAGGAAGGCGCCUUAUCCACUUAGAUGUUAGCACUCGAAUUUGUGCCUUUCCUAACUCAGCCUGCCAACUAUACCGAACGUGCACUCGUAUUGCCGCUCAUCUAAAGAUAUACAUAUACCCAAUCUUCUUUCUAUUUUUAUACGUAUUCGUACGUCGCGACGUAUACCUUCUUGGCUUCGUUUUCUUUCUUUCCUACCCCUAAAGUACGAACGAGCGCGCGUUGACCGUUUGUCGAUGAUCCAAUUCGUUAACGAUACAAUUACCAGCAAAUUUCUAAAGGAAGCCCGCCGCGUUAGGUGAACCAUUUAAUCGCGUACAGAGUCCUAGAGCCGCGCGUUGCGAUCCAUUCCGGGUAUGCGUGUUCUACGAUGAGCGUUUCGUCUUCUAAAAUCACGAACAACCGAUUCACCAUUGCGAAUUACGAAUGUAGCGUACAAUUACCAUUUGAUCCGACAAUUGCGAGCAACGAUUAACCCCUUGGCGUCCUGCUAGAGGCCCUGACUCGAACUUACGAAAACCGAACCACGAUUGUAUGGGUUCUUCCAUUGUGUGUUUCAAGAUACUGACAUAUUUUAGGUUUAGCAUAUAUCUCUAUCAGCUGCUAGCUCAAAACUUGACAUCAACCGUGUUCCUGGUGUUUGGCGCGUCAAGGGGUUAACAGCAAUCACUGCCCAACGUCACGCGUGAAUUUAGAAGCCAGAUACAUCAUCGUCUCUUUCGGUGCUGCGGGAGCUUAUCAGUUUCCCGCACGCGUCGCGGUGCUAACUCGGUUCAAACUUCAGCAUCGAAGGGGAAGUUUAUCUCUAUAAAUUUCUCGUUGUCGCGGCAAUUUGUUCCCUCUCGAUUCCGCGUCCCCCGUUAGAUGCAAACUUCCGUCGAAUAUCGUUCCUCGCGACUACUCGACGCUCGUUUUCGUUCUCUGCGUUAAUUCGUGAAUUAUUCCGCGACCUGAUCGCGACUUUUUCGCGUCGCGAAGAAAUUAGGCGAAGUGGUAUUAAUUGUACUGACAAAAACGAAAUCGAUUUCGUAAAUGUAAAAACUAUUCAUUCGUGCAUUGACAGGUUUUCUAAGUGAGGGUCGAAGUCUCGCCUUGUUUCCCUCGAGCCGAAAUGAGAGCGAGCCGCACGCCGAAUAAUCGAGCAACGCAGCCACUUUGCUCGCUAAAAAAUAAAGAAAGAAAUGAACUAGUUAAAAAGUAUGAUCGAGUGGCGAAGCGUGACUUCCUACGUAGUCGUAUUCUUUUAAUUCUUUUCUCGUUUUUCGUUUCUUUUUUGUUUUUAAUUAUCGUCUCUUUCUCUGUUAGCGAUAUUACGUAGGAUUAUGAUGAAACUGUAGACUACCGCCCUUGUAAUACCGCAUUUCUGCGCAUCGUAUUCCUACGAUCCAGGGGAAAUAUGUUGGAUAACAAUUUCAUUUCAUCGGACGCGAUAAUUUUCCUCCAGUUCGGUUUAACCCUUUAAUGCAUACAGUGUCCCCAAAAACGAGGCAUGACACUGUGAAUCAAAACAAGUGAUAUUAAUCUUUUUUUUUUUUUUUAUACAACGAAACUAUACGUGUUAGUGGAUAGAUCUGAUCCACCUGUACAGCGUUUAAUACCAAAAUAAACAAUACGAUGGCAUACUUUCUACAGUGAAAAUUAAAGUUAUGCAUUAACGAGUUAAUCUGGUCCACCAUGUCCGUUCGACUCUCACGUCGUUCGUCACUUUUCGUUCCUCGAGACCAGAAAGUUGCAUUUCCCGAGCUUCGAGGCUCGUUUACUCCCCCGACUGCCUUCCUCUUGCGAUUCCCCUGAAUUUUUCUUUUGAUAUCCAGCAUAGGUUCCUCGCAGUGUGAAAUUUGCGUUUGGUUUUUGACGCGUAAAAAACCACCACCCACUGGAAGAUUCCCCAUAUCGAUUCUCUCGUCCGUUUCUCUUUACGAAUGCGCAGCGACGGGCAAAAUUUUCGUCGAAUAACAACGAUUCGAACGUUUAAAAUAUUUGUAUCCAGCGUGAAAUACAAUUUCGUGUUCAUUAACUUCAAUUUUGUCCGCCAAGCAAUCUAUGAAAUGUAUAACUUGCUCCAAAUCUUCUUAUUCGAAUCGGAAUUUAGCCCAAUCGAUGCGCGUGCGUGUGUAUAUCGCGAUAUACAUUGUAAUUUCUGUAAAUACAUUGUUCUGGAUGUCUCGUCCCGUGAAGUUAUAUUUUGUACAGCUUCGUGAUCAUGAAAGGUAGACUAUAUAUUUCGUACCCUAAAAGAAUUCGCGGGACGCUUAAAAGUCGAUCGGUGAAUAGAACUUUCGAGAAAUCGAUGUUGGGGGGUCGGGGGAGGGGGGAGAACUCGCCUUACCGUUAAACGUAUGCUACGCGACCUUUUAUAUCGGUUUCCUCGGAUUUCUCUCUGGCAUUUAACGAGUCGAUGUGAAACGAUAUUCCAAGUUACACAUACAUUUUUUCUUUUUUCAUUUUUCUUUUUCAUUUUAUACUAUUUGGUUGGUACACGAUACCGUACACUUUCAUUUGUCGAAGUUGAAUCGCUACACGGGAAUCAUUGAAAUGUAUAUGGCUAAAAGGCAUUCCACGCGUUUUUUUUUUCCCCUCUCCUUAAACGUGAUUUACAUCUUUCAUCGGAGGUGUUUCUAUCGUACCGUUCGAGUUGCGUGUAAACAAAAAGAAAAGAACACCUCGCGUUAAAAAUGUGCAUUUUCUCUUUUUUUUUUUUUUUUAAGUUAUAUAGCAUUUUACACGAAGCAAGCUAAACGAAAAGAAAAAGGUGAACAAAAAGGGUUCUUUUAUCAACAUGUACGAUAAGACAUUACGACAUUGCUCCGAGACUGAUCUCAAAAUGACUAACGAAUUUAAACAAAAUAAAUAUAAAAUAAAAAGAAUCAAGAGCGUGCUUACUCGUUCGCAGUGGCUAGCAAUUCAUCGAUGUUACAUUCGCUUUUUUCGUCUUUUUCUCAUCUCUACUUUUUUUUCUUUUCUUUUUUUGUUUAAUUUAUUAUGUUAACACACAUUCGCCAAAAAGUUGGGUCGAUUGUGCACAGGUGUGAGAACAGGUGCAAAGAGAGAUUCAUCGGUAGGGAUAGGCCAUAAACGAUUAUUGGUUACUCGUUUCUUUGUAUAUUGAUUACUGUAUCUCGAUCCAUUAUUGUACUAAUUAAUCGAUAGAAAUAUAUAUAUAUAUAUAGAGAGAGAGAGACAUAUAUAUAUUUUUUUUGGCAGUCAUCGUAAGACGACAGGAAAUUAUUUUGUUUAUCCAGCGUGUUUCUUAAACGAGACAAUACCGCGCUUAGUAAUUGUUGUAAUCAGGGGAGGGGAAAUUUUUUCGUUUAUUUUAUAUUUAUCAGUUGAUCCGCGAAUCUAAAUAGAAAUGUGACGCGUGACGUAUAAAACCUUAGGACUGUUCGCGAUCAAUUCGAUAUCAUUCUGUUCUAAGCGCGAGUAUUGGGCUUGUAUGGGCGCAAUCAAUCGACAAAACGAACUUGAACUUUGCGUAGACCGGAUACCACCCUGUUAUCGUAAACUGCGUGCCUUCCUCUUUUUUAUAUUGUACAUUUCACAUACACACAUACAUACGUAACACGCGCGCGUAUUUUGCUACACGAAGGAACAAAGAAAAUAACCGAUGCACUAGUUUUUCAAGAAAUCAUCGUGAGUUUAGCAUAGAGUAAUCUGGUCAGUGUUUGUGCGUAGAGCGGUGCUUCUCAACCUUUUCGAAACACGGCUCGAUGUAUAUAGUCGGUUCAAGUUUGUUUUUAUUUAUUCAGUUUCAGUAGGGAACAAUCAGUUCUUUAUUCGUGAAAAUAUGGCGAACAUUUCGUAGCUGUACUAGUUGGAAAGGAAUCAGUUUAGUUUUUGUAUUCAUGAAGACAGGGAGCUUGAACAAAUCAGUCUUUCUUUCUACAAACUCAUUGCGAGUUGUAUAAUUGUACAAUACAAUUUUCGUUAACUUUUAAGAAGAAGUCGUUAAAUUUACAUUUCCAACAAUCUCUUCGUAUAAAACUCGUUUGGGUCGCGACGCCCGGGUUGAGAAGCGCCGAUGGUAGAGCGUGUACGUGCCGAAACGACGACGAAACGAUUUAUCACACUAUUAUUUAUAAGAAACAAUAGAAGAAAAUACGUAAGAGAGAGAGAGAGUGAAGCAAUGGAAAAGUUUGUAAUGUGUUCUAGCAGAACCGAGACAACGAAUGAAUGGUACCGAGCAAAAGAGAUGAGCGUUUGCGCGUGAAUGAUCGAGCGAGAAUUGAGUAGCUUACUUUGGGUUACUUUAACGACUAAGAUCUUAUUUAAGUUCUUUUUUCUUUCUUUCCACUUCCACGGAUCAGGAUAUAAGUUUUGUGCCUACGUUUUUACAUUUAAUUUCAACUGCAUGGUGAUACAAGUAUGCUUUACAUGUAAACAUUAGUGUUUCUUAACCGAUAAUUACCCAUCGGUCGAGAUUACGGAAGCGAUCGUCGCUCGAUCGACACGAGGAUUCGAUCGCGAUCGCCUUCAUAAUUCCAUUCGACUUGUCUUGUGUAUUAUUAUCAUCGAUAAUCGUCGAUCGAAUUUUCUUUGUAAUCGGUUCUCGCUGCUACGUUUUUUUUUUUUCUUUUCGAUAACGCACGUUCACGACCAUACCCGCCGAAGGGAAAAAACGAAAAUGAUUUCUCAUCGUCUCGGUCUAUAUUAUUGUCCCUCUGUCGCGCUCAGACGAGAGAUCGAAUGCGUAAGAAGAUCAUUGUAGAGUACUUGUAGGUGAAAGGGCGACCUGGCCACACGCGACAAAUUAAUAUUAAAUCGUGCACGGCGGUAAAAAAAAAGAAAACCUAGAGAAGAUAACAAGAAGCAACUCGAUCGCCUUUAUACAUUAUAAUUAAACGUGUAAACGUACCGAGGUUACAACGCAACGUUUAUACGUAAAAGUAUAAUUGAACAUAGCGCAUCUGUAAAUGAUUUAAACAAACGCUCUUUGCUGCACUCCAAAACUCUAUUGCCCGUCCAAAUGUCCCGAAAGAUCUUAUUUUUCUUUUUUAUAUAUAUAUAUACACGUAUAUACAGUACUUCUUUUUCUUCUUUUUUUAAUUUUCUUUUCCUUCUUUUAUUGUUUGAAGUCGAUCGAUGAACCUAUCGUAGAAGCGUCUGUCUUAGAUCUUUUCAACAACAGAAACGAAAACAAAAAAACAAUGGAGGGCAGUAAAUGGCUCAUAGAGACAGGAUAGAAAUAUUAUUUAAAAUAAUUUUAAGAAGCAAUAAUAGUAAUAAUUUCGUAUUAAUAAACAUGUUGAAACUGUCUUGUA